Molecule: messenger RNA, 3696 nt
Organism: Psammomys obesus (fat sand rat)
Lineage: Eukaryota; Metazoa; Chordata; Mammalia; Rodentia; Muridae
Gene: Thbd
Product: thrombomodulin
Exons: 1
Coding region: 156-1889 (577 amino acids)
Cellular component (GO): membrane
Molecular function (GO): transmembrane signaling receptor activity; calcium ion binding
Source: RefSeq, a predicted model, not a curated record
UACGAGCCUAGCUAGGAACGUCUAGGCUGCUACAGAGGCUAGCUGCUCUCGCCAAAGGCGUCGUAAACCCCCCCCCCCCCCUGCCGGGGCUGGGCGCCACCGUCGCAGGGCUAGCGUUCUCCGCCGCGGAGGUUGCACGCUGCACCCUGGACAGCAUGCUUGGUGUUCUCCUUCUGGGUGUGCUGGCUCCAGCUGGCCUGGGGAUCUCCGUAUUAGCGGAGCUGCAGUCCAAAGGCAGUCAGUGCAUAGAGCACGAGUGCUUCGCGCUUUUCCAGGGCCCCGUGACCUUCUCCGCCGCCAGCCGGGCCUGCGAAAGCCUGCAAGGACAUCUAAUGACAGUCCGCUCCUCGGUGGCUGCCGAUGUCAUUUCCCUUCUGCUGAGCGACGACAGUAGUAUGGACUCACGCCCCUGGAUCGGCUUACAGCUCCCGCAGGGCUGUGGCGACCCGCUGCAUGUUGGACCCCUGCGCGGCUUCCAGUGGGUUACAGGAGACAACCACACAAGUUACAGCAGGUGGGCGCGGCCCAACGACCCAGCGGCUCCACUCUGCGGCCCGCUGUGCGUCACCGUCUCGGUAGCAACAGAGGCUGCACCGGGCGAGCCGGCCUGGGAAGAGCAGCCCUGCGAGACGCAGGCCGACGGCUUCCUCUGCGAGUUCGCCUUCACAGCGUCCUGCAGGCCUCUGGCGGUGGAUGCCCGAGAUUCCGAGGCUGCGCACAUCUCUAGCACCUACAACACCCCGUUUGGGGUCAGUGGUGCGGACUUUCAGACGCUGCCAGUAGGCAGCUCCGUUGCGGUGAUGCCCCUUGGCUUGGAGCUGGUAUGCAGGGCUCCGCCCGGAACUUCAGAGGGACGCUGGGUUCGGGAAGCGACAGGAGCCUGGAACUGCAGCGUGGAGAAAGGUGGCUGCGAGUACUUGUGCAACCAGACCACAGACGGACCCAGAUGCCUCUGUCCCAGCGACACCAACCUGCAGGCCGAUGGACGUUCAUGCGCAAGACCUGUGGAGCAAUCGUGCAAUGACCUCUGUGAUCAUUUUUGCGUUAACAACCCUAACGUGACAGGCUCUUACUACUGCAUGUGCGAGACAGGCUACCAGUUGGCAGCCGACGGACACAGUUGCGAGGACGUGGAUGACUGUCAGCAGGGGCCCAAUCCAUGCCCGCAGCUUUGCGUCAACACCAAGGGCGGCUUCGAAUGUUUCUGCUACGAUGGCUUUGAGUUGGUGGAUGGAGAGUGCGUGGAGCCCCCGGAUCCGUGCUUCGGAAAUGACUGCGAGUUUCAGUGCCAGCCGGUGAGCGCCGCUGAGUAUCGUUGCAUCUGUGCCGAGGGCUUCGCACCCAAGCCCAAGGAGCCGCACAGGUGCGAAUUGUUCUGCAAUGAAAGUUCAUGCCCGGCGGACUGUGACCCGAACACUCCUGACUCGUGCCAAUGCCCUGAAGGCUUCAUCCUGGACGACGGUGUCACGUGCGAGGACAUCGAUGAGUGCAGUUCAGGCCUCUGCCACCCCAGUGAGUGUCGAAACCUUCCAGGCUCCUACGAGUGCAUCUGUGGGCCCAACACAGCCCUUGCUGGCCAGAUUAGCCAGGACUGUGAUCCCAAGCCUGUUAAGGAAGACAUUGAGGACGAAGGCUCUGGAGAGGCCCCAGUCGGCCCGACGCCAGGCUCUCCGACAGGUCCUCCGGCUGAAAGGCCAGUGCAUUCUGGCGUGCUCAUUGGCAUUUCCAUUGCCAGCCUGUCCCUGGUGGCAGCGCUUUUGGCGCUUCUCUGUCACCUGCGCAAGAAGCAGAGCGCAGCGCGGGCAGAGCUGGAGUAUAAGUGUGCGUCCCCAGCCAAGGAGGUAGUGCUGCAGCAGGUGAGGACUGAUCGGACACUGCAGAAGUUCUGAAGGACUCCUUGCUCCACAGAUCCAGGCUGCCUCUGUCUUUCCUGGCUCUGCACUUCCGUACCUCUCCUCUCCUCCCAGCCUCCCAGCUGCGCUCUCUGAAAAUUUAACAGCGUCCUGGCUGACAUGCUGAUGGGAGAAGAGCCUGCCCCAUCCUCCCAAGACAAGAGAGGGUGGGGAGGCCUUGAAGCAGGAGAGCCCAGCUUCUUCCAAGUUGAUACCGGACCGCUGGGCAGAGGUAGCAAACCCAGUGAAGAACGGUCCGCAGAGUGUCCCCAGGCCCUCACCUCGGGGUGCAGGAUGUGUGGGUGCUGACGGUCUGUAGGCAUGGAGGCAAAUCUUGACCCCACAGACCAGAGAUGGCCCAGAUAUUUAUAUUUGUUUAAGUAUUUAGCAUUUCUUGCCUUCAGUUUUCCUUAGCCUGUAGCUCUCAGCCCCCACCCUUGCUCUCUGCCCCUCCAUUCCUUCCCCUCCUUCCACACUCUCCCUCUCCCAUUUCUCAUUCCCAAACAUGACCUUACUUUGCUUUCACCCUUCUCUCCAGACAGAACUCUUAUGUGAACCAGAAAAGAAACACUAAAAGCAGAAAGUUUUCUUUUUCGUUGGCUUUGGCAAUUUAAUAGGAAAUGUCAGGUUUCCAGUCAAAAUAAUUUUAACAAAAGUUAAAUGCUACAGCUGAACACUAGUUAAUAGUGCUGGAAAGCCGCAGAAAUUAAGGGCAGGGAGGUAGGGGUUUUGUUUUGUUUUCAUUUUUAUUUUUGAAAAGGUGAGCCUGGGCUUUAUUAUUAUUGCUGUUGUUUUGAUUUAGAAUGACAAAAGGUAAUUAUUGUUAAGCAUUUUAUGAAGGCCCCUUUAGUGUUACUAGUUUUGACAGUAUUGAACAUGUUCAGAUGAUCCUUUGUCCAACUUUUUGACAUUGCAAUAGGACAUUGCCAUUUUCAGACAUAUUGGGCUACAUUCAGAGCUUUCCAGGGAUGUAUGUGGUCCUCAGGCUGGACAUCUCUGAAAUUGACAGAUGGAAGCAUCUUCCAGCAAAUCUUUAAGUUGAAUGCUUUGUGCCUAGCUUACACUUAACUGUGAUUGCCAAUUUUAGUCCCAAAAUAAUAGCAAUGUGCUGCUUAGGGAGAUAUGGGAACUUGGUAAUGGAGUAUGUGUGUGUGUGUGUGGGGGAGGUGGGUGCCUAGAUUUUGUCUUAAUGAGACUCUUGAACAAUAUCUUCUACUAUAGAGGGACCUUCUAGUUCUGGCCGCUGGCCUGUAUACAAGAAUUGGGACCUCCCUUGGGAUCUGGCUAGAAUUGCAAAAUCUUAACACCCCCACCCCCAACCCUCCAUACACCCGUGCACCAGUUCAGAAAAAGCUGCAUUUUAACAACUUUCACAUGGACAUUGUCCAGUCAUUUGAGGACUAAACAGUUUUCAACUUCUGGAGAACAUUAAAUGCCGGUUAAUAAUAAGUAGCAUAUGAUGUUAGGCCAUUUAUUAUCAAGAAACUGAGGAAUUUCUCACUGCGUAGCUUUGUUUUCUUGUGUAAAAUAAAAUGACCAGGUACACACACACCUCUAGAUAUUGCCACACAGGGUCCAGAAGGAUUUUGGUUUAAUUAAGGUAGGAAUGAACUCAUAUAUCAGUGUAAGUAACAAAUGUAUCAUAUGUGUAUCUUUUGGAAGGAAUGUUUUUUGUUUUUUUGUUUUUUGUUAUUGUUUUGUAAGCUCAGCAUAUUUGUACAUAUUUAUUUAUUGGAGUUUAGCUGGAACACAGGCAAAGCCUUUGCUUAUGACGUCACAUGUACAAAAUAAACAGAUGAAAAUG